AGCAGCUGAGGAAACAUUCGGUCCAGCAGACAGUCCAUCAUGAGGAGUCUGGUGUUUCUGCUUUUGGUGGCUGUGGCCAGCGCUAAGGUCUACCAGCGCUGUGAAUGGGCCCGAGUGCUGAAGGCUAAUGGGAUGGACGGUUACCAUGGCAUCAGCCUGGCGAACUGGGUUUGUCUGAGCAAGUGGGAGUCAGAUUACAAUACCGGAGCCAUCAACAACUACAACAGCGACGGAUCAUUUGACUACGGCAUCUUCCAGAUCAACAGCCGCUAUUGGUGUAACAACGGUCAAACCCCCACAUCGAACGGAUGCAACAUCCGGUGCAGCGAGCUUCUGACCGACGAUGUGAGUGUGGCGAUCAAUUGUGCCAAGCGCGUCGUUAGGGAUCCCAACGGCAUCGGAGCCUGGGUGGCUUGGCGCCGUCACUGCGAGGGCCGUGACCUCAGCUCCUUUGUGGCAGGAUGUGGUGUUUAACCAACGCCAGUGGAACCAGGUCGCUGUAAUCGGCAUAAAAAUCUCCCAUCUUCAGCUGCAGUGGAUUAAAACGUUUCUACUGUAUGUAUGUUUGACCUGACAGAAGUAAAAGCUACAGACAAUUCUUUUCAAAUCAAGACAAUUCAAAUCUUUACUUUCAAUGUGUUUGGUUUAUAACUUUACGUGAUGCAACACAUCUAAUCGGUGAAGAGAAAUGUGGAGAUUUCAGCAUGUAUCUGUUGUUGUGUUUCAUUUUAAAAACCAGAUUAAAAUUUUGAUUUCCGCUAAUGACAAGUGUUAAAUUAACAUGAAUGUUCAAACAAUAAAAAGCUAUUUGAG
This is a messenger RNA of Sebastes umbrosus (honeycomb rockfish), 813 nucleotides long. RefSeq names its product lysozyme C-like. The record is from RefSeq and is a predicted model, not a curated record. Gene Ontology annotation, molecular function: lysozyme activity. Bases 40 to 474 code for a protein of 144 amino acids. NCBI's taxonomy places the organism in Eukaryota, Metazoa, Chordata, Actinopteri, Perciformes, Sebastidae. The transcript is spliced from 4 exons.